This is a messenger RNA of Daktulosphaira vitifoliae (grape phylloxera), 3689 nucleotides long. RefSeq lists its product as uncharacterized. The coding region runs from base 1007 to 3508 and encodes 833 amino acids. The record is from RefSeq and is a predicted model, not a curated record. NCBI's taxonomy places the organism in Eukaryota, Metazoa, Arthropoda, Insecta, Hemiptera, Phylloxeridae. The transcript has 2 exons.
AUUAAACUCGAGGUCAAAGAUAAAUUGAUAGUAUUUUUUUGAAAUGGUAACACGAAAUAAAUGUUUUUAUUGUAUGCAAAAAAAAAACUGCAUAGAUUUUAUCCAUCGCUCUAGAUGUUAAACCAUUUGAAAGUCAUUAUCACUAAUUAAUAAUCAAUUAUCAUAUUAAUGCAGACUUUUGUGAGAUUAAAAUAUUUGCGUAAUACUCAAACUUGAAUUGUUAUUUAGGACUGAUAGUAGUGUGUCUUCAAAAUAAUCGUAUUUUUUCAACAGGCGUUUACAUAAAAUUCAUUUUACUAAAUUAACAUUAGAUUGAAAACUUUGUAAGACUUAAAUGGCAAUCAACGUGUCGUUCUUAUUGUGUACGUGAAUUUAUUACAUUUCGAAUUAUUAAUGUUCAAAAUAAAUAUUCACAUAGAAAUUUAAUUGCUGGAUUUUCUUCCUAAUGUUAUGGGCGUACGUUUCGCACAUGAGUUUUUAAUUGAUGUGCCGGUAACGCGUACGUGUUCCCUGAUGAGUAUUUACCAACGUUAAAGUGUCUUCCAUUUAGCCGUUAUGGGUGUGCGUAUUGUGCAGACAAUUAAUUCGGCGUAAUUAAACAUUUUUGUCGCAAGCUUUAGGGCAGGACUCGUAUUGUUCAAACCUACUAGUGUACCUAUCCGAAUUAUUGUCAUCUUUCACAUAAUCAUGUUACUCGUGUGUGUGUAUCCUAAUGCGUGUUCACGUGAGCUCAAUGUCAAAUGUUACUGCAGCUCAUCUUGUGAUGGAUAGUAGAAGGGGUUUAAACACGAUAUUGGUAUGAACGAUACGCUACCAUGAGUGCCGCCGUCGCAGUGUUGUUUUAGCGGUCGACCUCAUUGGCGGUUUUUUACCAUACGUGCCUAACGAGUGCAGUUAAGCCUGUUUAAAAUGUUAUUUCCCCAGAGAAAGUUGACUUAAUAUACAUUUUGUUUAAUCGGUGAGAGUUCUUCGAACAGAAUUGCAAACAUUUUGGCAAUUGGAAACUAUGCCCGUACCAAAUAGAAUAACAGUAGAAAAAGAACCAAAUAAAAAACAAAGAAGAUGGUCACUGCUCGGCAUUUUAUCAAAGAAAAAAAAAUCAAAAUCUAGUCAAGAAAGUAUAGAUUUUUGCCCGUACGAUGGAAAAAUCAAUCGGAAUGUUGCAAAAAAUAAUUACUUAGAACGUUCGGAUAGUAAUGACUGCAUUAUUCAACAGUAUAAAUGCAGUCCCAGGCCUAUAAAAAGGUGUAAUUCGAUGCAACACACUAGUCCGUUAUCGGCUUGCUCGAGUGUUAUCGGGCGGCCUUCGUCGAGCGACUGGAGACUAUCCCAACAGUCUGUAUACAGUAAUAGCUCAAGUGGUGUUUGCUACAGUGACACCGGUUUAUAUAAAAAUGGUACUGCAGUUCGUAAAACUUAUGAAAAUGGUUACACGUCUCCUUACAGUAAGCCCGUUCGAUGUUCGUCAGAAGUGGGCCAAUAUAAAACUGACAGUAUCUCAAAAUCAGCAAGGUACGCUAAUUGUAGCGUCCCUGCUCCAAAAAAACUCAUAGGAAAGAAAAUACCGCCACCGCCUCCUCCUAGAAAUCCUAACAUUAAGGCAGUGUUUUACUUUGAUAACAAUCGUCUGGUAUCGAGGGAGUCGGAUUCAAAUUAUUUUUCUUUGAGUUCAGACGGCUACAGCCCAACGUACCAGCUUGGUGAAAGCAAUACGUUGGACGAUGACGUUUUUGGAUACGACGAUUACUACAGUAAUUGUUUUAAAUCCAAAAUUGAAGAACCCCCUAGAAGCAGGCGGCCAAUUCAAAUGGUUGAUGCCGAAACUCUGUCGUCAGAAUGUGCGAAGAAAAAGCAACCGAAAAAACAGACUGCCGAAGAAGCCAUCCGAGAGUUAGAGGAUAUUUACAAUAGCUUAGGACUGAGCGACGAUGACGACUUAUUAGAUAGAGCCGAACGUCGCGAUCUUCCCACAGCUCAUCAAAACAUGCGGUACCUCCAAUCCACUGCUGACGAAGCCGAUAGCAAAACGUGUGACAAGAAAGUAGUGGCCAGGUCGCCGCGGCGGUCUGGCGUCCCAGACGUUGUAGCCGACGAUAUGGCCUAUCGAAGGUUAAACCGCAGAGAGUCCAAAAAGCACAGUUCCGUGUUUACCGGCAGUUUCUUAUUAGUCUUGCCGUCGGCGUACAACAUCGAUAAAAACUCGACUGUAGCUGGCGAACCUGACGUCACGUUGGACGACGUCGUGUACCGGAGCCGAAAACGUAACCGCAAUUUUCUCAGGAUACCCGACCGUCAACCUCCGUUCGGUAUACCGCUGGGUCCUAUCGUUGGCGCCGCUCCUAGCGACUACUUGCACGCCGUACCCGAAGGCCGGUACAAGCCGACGUUUCACUCUCGGAGGACACCCGAUACGGUGGAAGACGACUUGGCGUUCCGCAAUCUCCGCAAAGACGGUUGCAAGACCGGCGGUGUUUACUUCAACAUGUCUUUCGUCCACAGGGAUAGGUUUAGGAUUAACGGCGCCGUCAUUCCUGGUAUUAUCAACAAGCUGAUAAAAGAUGACGCGCACUGGAUCGUCAAAGACCCAUUAGCUGUGGAUCGGCCGACGGCAAAUAAACGUACUGAUGUGAUGGUGGUUAAGGUCGACCGAUGCAAGCCGAUCGUACUGACCGGGUUCACGCUGGACGAAGCCGACCGUAUGAGUAAGUCGCUUAUUUGCACAAAAUUACCGAGAUCACUCCGCGAGCAUGAGCCUCACAAGAAACGCUUGUCCGACAGGCGAACAAUAAGUAACAGUGUUCGUACUAAUAACCCUCCUGCACCGUAUGUAGUACAGUUAAAAGCAAGUAGACCGCGGACAGAUAUACCUUUAACCGCACAGCCGCCCGUAAAACGUUCUUUAAUUAACGAAGGAACAGUUAACGAAGCGAUAGAAACGACGACGGGCCAACCGCGAAUCGACCAAGUUACCACCAGUUUAGACGAUACGGACGUCGUUCCGGUCUGCAUCAAAGGACAUUCGAGUUUCAGGGAACUCAUCCAGCGCGAAUACGCUAACAGAUACUCGUCGGAACCCAUCGACUCGGACUCUCUGAGUUUGGUGGUCCAAGGCGAUUGCCGCCGGUGCACGUCAACGGAACUGCCUGUAACUGACACCGAAACAAAUAAUAUGUCAACACCUACUGAAAAAAUUGUAGGCCACGGGACGGAAACGGACGAAGGACAUUGUGUAGUCUCGGCCGUUCCCAAUGACGUCUCGGCGCCAGAUGAACGUCAUCGACAGGACGGAGCACAGACUGAAUCGCUCAAAAGCUCCACUUCAGUGACGGCUCUGGUGCCAUGGUCAGCUGGGACGGCCUGUCCUACCGCUCAAACGCCCGGAUACCUGGAGGUGUGCUUGUAUUUAACUGUAUGCCUUUAUCAGCUGUUUAGCGUUAAUACGUACAGCACUCUAAUAGCAUUUAUUUUACUUGUCGCUUUACACAUCUGUAGACGCAAUUCGCGAUAACCAGACCUUUGUAAAAAAAAAUAAUUAUAAUAAUCAUUUUUUAAAAACCGAUAUUGUUGUUCAGGCUUUUUGUUGCUUUUUUGUUUGUUUGUAAUAUUAUUAUUAUUUAUUAUUUAUUUAUUUAUUUAUUCAAUGCCACUGGGUGUAGUCAACCAAAAAUAUAAUAUACUUAUUUGUGUGA